Molecule: messenger RNA, 3607 nt
Organism: Euleptes europaea (tarantolino)
Lineage: Eukaryota; Metazoa; Chordata; Lepidosauria; Squamata; Sphaerodactylidae
Gene: FAM193A
Product: family with sequence similarity 193 member A
Exons: 15
Coding region: 61-3249 (1062 amino acids)
Source: RefSeq, a predicted model, not a curated record
GCCCAGUUUGUGUGGAGAUAGAGUACCUUGCUACAACAGUAUUGCCAGUUGGGACAGGAGAUGGGGCAAGUUGCUGAAGCAUGGCUCGAACGUCAGAAAAGAAUAGAUGAUUAUGUUGAUGAACAGGCAGCAAUGAGAACAAAACAACAUUUGCUGAAAGAAGACUGGGAAUUUUAUAAACAGAGCCAUUUUAUAGAACAGUUAAAUAGCAAGAAAGCACUGGUUGGAGAAACUAACUUCACAGACACGAUGAGACAUCUGUUUUCAUCACGACUGAGUAUUUCUGAUUGUCCCAAUUGCAAUUAUAGGCGCAGAUGUACUUGUGACGACUGCAGCCUUUCUCAUAUUCUUAUGUGUGGAAUCAUGGAUACACCAGUUACAGAUGAUAUCCACAGUAACCAGCUAACUCUGCAGAUUGAUUCUGCUCCAGACUAUCUGUCUGAAAUCCCCCUACCUAGCAUGUCAUCUGGAAGCUCAGGGUCUGGUUCCAGCUCCCCCUUUAACGUACAGCAGGCAGAGAGACCAAGACUCAUUCUGGCAGAUAACGGUUCUGAUCCAGCUUUUAAUAGUGAAGAUGAAGAUGUUGCACCACUAUCAGCAAAACUUACUGAUAUUUACCCCUUCAGUAACUUUGAUAACACGGACAUUGUCAGAAAUGUUGAUGGAAUCCACAGUGAACUGAAUGGUGGAGUCGAGAAUGUGGCAUUGAAGUAUGAGCACUCUCUCCGGGGAAGCAGUACUAGUAGCAGUUCGUCAGAAGAUGAUGCUGAAGAAGCAGGCGCUGAAAAUGAUAGUGAAAUACCAAAAACCUCAGAGGGAAAUUUAAUGCUUGGCAGAAAUGUGCUAAGGGAAGGGGAAGCCAAAAGGGAUGGUCCGUUGCCAUCAUACACCCCUCAGCAGGCUGAUCAGGGUUCAAUUUGUUGUGAAUGCCAUGUAUGUAAACAGGAAGCCUCUGAUUCUGAAACAAGAUGUCUUCCUGCUGGGCAUCAGUUUAGGAUCUCAGAAAAUCCUGCCCAUCCUGCUCUUCACCUUUAUCCUCACAUCCAUGGACAAAUACCCUUGCAUACUCUUCCUCACUUACCUCCUCCACUAAUCCAUCCCUCAUUAUAUGCAGCUUCCUCCUCUACACAGAGUAAGGCGCUGGUCCAGAAUCAUGCAAACAAGUAUCAAGUGCUCAACACAUCACUCCAAGAUCAUAUCUACCCAAGUUGUUUUGGGAAUACUCCAGACUGGAAAAGUUCUAAAUUUCUAAGCAUUUGGGGAUCUGAAGUCAUGAAUGACAAGAACUGGAAUUCCUCUGCCUUUUUGCAAGAUGUGCUUCCUGGAAGUGAUAUGGUGACAUCAACACUUUUGGAAAUGAAACCUAAUGUUAUAUCUAGUAAUGAAAGAAUGGUAGUGACUGAUAGCAAGAAGAGGGAAAAUGUGUUAAAGAAAAAAUGUCUGUACCAUUUCCAAGAUGCUGUUAUGGACACUAGCAAGGUUGUUAUGGCAACCUCUUCGGCAACCUCUUCAGUCUCCUGCACACCUACUACAGUUCAGUCAAGCAACAACCAGUUUAAAGUUUCAUCUAAAAGAUUAUCAUCACUAGGUCAAGUGUUUCACAGUAUCAGUACAGAGGAUCACUCUUCAUCACCUGCACCUCAAAAUAAUUCUACUUGUUUAGCAUUGCUUCCUUCUCUCUCUCCUGUGAUGCUGUCUCCAAAUUCUGUUCCUCAUCUCCAAAGUCCUGAUUCUCCAUCUUUCUCUGAGGUUACCGCAACAGCUUCUGGCUUUGGGGAUCCCUGUUCAGAUCUUUAUUCUACAACAGUUGCACCUCCUUCAUCCACAGAGUGUUUGAUCAGUGAUCCAUCUAGAGCUUGCAGUGAUCCUGACUGUGAAGGCCAUCAUUGUGAGGACAGCAGUAUAUAUGACCACCAGCAAUAUGAUGGUGAGGACAGCCAAGAUGAAGACAGCUGUUCAGAGCAUAGCUCUAGUACCUCAACAUCUACAAACCAGAAAGAAGGAAAAUACUGUGAUUGUUGUUACUGUGAAUUCUUCGGCCACGGAGGACCACCAGCAGCACCAACUAGUAGAAAUUAUGCUGAAAUGAGAGAAAAACUUCGCCUGCGUUUAACAAAGAGGAAAGAGGAACUGCCUAAGAAAUCAGAACUAAUAUCGGAUAGAGAGAGUGUUGUUGAUCAUCGAAAAGUCGAGGACUUGCUACAGUUUAUAAACAGCCCUGAGACUAAACCAGUAAAGAGCACACGGGCAGCCAAACGAGCAAGGCAUAAGCAGAAAAAGUUGAAAGAAAAGGCUCACCUUGAAACAGAAGCUAGAGUGCAGGAGCCUCCUCAGCAGCAAGAAGACCAAGAGCAAGAAGAUGAGGAAACACAACUGAAAAACAGACUGCAAGAAGCUCGAGAGUUUCAGGCUGUAAAGAAAAAGAAAAGAGAGAGACCCGGCACAAACUGUCCGAAACGGACUCGGAAUUGUCAAGUAGUGAUGACACCAGACCCUGAACCCCCAGAAAAUACUCAGAAUGAACUACUGGAAAAUACAGAAAUCUCAUCUGAUUCAUUGGCUAAGGAUGCCGAUAAUGUCGAACAGAGGCCAGUUUCUGAUGAGGGCUGUGAAUUGCCUAACCCAGUGAAUUGCAAGGACUCAAAGCUGCUCUUCAACACAGAGACGCCUGUGCAAUCUCAUGAGCCUCUAUCUUUGCUCCUUAAUAUCAUGCACCAUCACACGGAAGAUAAAAGCAAACAGCAGAUAACGCAAAUAGGUAAGCUGUUUGCUCAAGAACUGAAAAAGCCAUCCAAAGGAGCGAACGUUCAGCCUAAAAUAAAAAAUCAAAUGCAAUCCAAAAUAAAAGCAACAGACCUUAGGUCGCUCGCAGCCUCCAAAAAAGAGGAGAAAAAAGUAAAUGCUAAUAAUACAAAGCAAACAGACCAUGCAGCUAAAUCAUCUCUGGUGAGUGGCUCCCUUUCUCCAAACAAACAGCAGCACAAUAAGCUGAUAUUGGAAAAUUCUGCAGAGCCAAAGUGCAAGAGCAAGAAAAAUAAGAAAAAGAAAGGCGACAAAGGGAACUCUUCAAUUGAUGAUGUGUUUUUGCCCAAAGACGUUGACCUCGACAAUGUGGAAAUGGAUGAGACAGAGCGAGAAGUGGAAUAUUUUAAAAGAUUCUGCUUGGAUUCUGCCAGACAGACGCGGCAAAGGGUUUCAGUCAACUGGUCCAACUUCAACUUGAAGAAAGCGAACUUUGCCACCCACUAGAGUAGGCAAAUGGGUAUAUGACUGUGAUCAGUACUAAUGACUAACAUGACUUUCUCCUGUGCUGAAUGCCGCUCUGGCCCUGCUAGAGAUGACCUCGUUUCCGGUGCUGUGUGGAUCUGCACUGAUGCUCUAGCCUUUGUCCUAAUUAUUCUAGCGAACUGAAAAACUGCUGCUUUCUGCAUUUGUUAGCUUGUGUGUAGACUUCUCUGAUUGUAGUUCUCGAGUGUUGGAGAUGGAACAAUAGUCUUCUUUCCAUUUCUGGAAAGCCCUUGGCGUCAGUGACGUGAAGCAGCUGUGUUGAGACUGGGCUCCUGAUUUGUACCACCUUUGGUUUCUGCCAUUUCAAUAUGACCUCCCC